Telopea speciosissima is the source of this 1607-nucleotide messenger RNA. Its product is annotated as serine/threonine-protein phosphatase PP1-like. Lineage: Eukaryota; Viridiplantae; Streptophyta; Magnoliopsida; Proteales; Proteaceae. Bases 41 to 1105 code for a protein of 354 amino acids. The transcript is spliced from 4 exons. Gene Ontology annotation, cellular component: nucleus; cytoplasm. Gene Ontology annotation, molecular function: protein serine/threonine phosphatase activity. The record is from RefSeq and is a predicted model, not a curated record.
AAAUUUGGUGGUUUGGUUUGGCAGCUUUAGAUUGGUGACGAUGACGACGAUUGAGGGUGUAAUGGAUGCGACGGUUUUGGACGACAUUAUUCGGAGACUUCUCGAAGGAAAAGGAGGAAGACAGGUUCAAUUAUCCGAGAUUGAGAUCCGGCAGCUCUGCCUCCAUGCCAGACAUCUCUUCCUCUACCAGCCCAAUCUCCUUCAUCUCCAUGCUCCCAUCAAAAUCUGCGGUGACAUACAUGGACAGUACCAAGACCUUUUGAGACUCUUUGAAAAUGGUGGCUUCCCCCCUACUGCAAACUAUCUUUUUCUUGGGGAUUAUGUGGAUCGUGGAAAGCAAAGCUUAGAGACUAUAUGUUUGCUUCUAGCCUACAAAGUGAGGUAUCCUAACAAUAUCUUUCUUCUCAGGGGGAACCAUGAAGAUGCAAAAAUUAACAGAAUCUAUGGCUUUUAUGAUGAAUGUAAAAGGAGGUUUAACGUCCGACUAUGGAAGAUUUUCACUGAUUGCUUUAAUUGUUUGCCUUCGGCUGCACUCAUUGAUGAAAAGAUACUUUGCAUGCAUGGAGGUAUCUCACCUGAGUUGGAUAAUGUGAAUCAAAUAAAUAACAUUACAAGGCCUACUGAGAUUCCAGAUAAUGGUCUCCUUUGUGAUUUGCUUUGGUCUGAUCCUGAUCCCAAUAUUGAGGGUUGGGCAGACAGUGAUCGAGGUGUGUCAUGUACGUUUGGAGCUGACAAGGUUGAAGAGUUUUUGGAGAAGAAUGAUCUUGAUCUCAUAUGCCGAGGCCAUCAGGUGGUGGAGGAUGGGUUUGAGUUCUUUGCGAGGCAAAGAUUAGUCACAAUAUUUUCAGCUCCAAACUAUGGUGGGGAAUUCGAUAAUGCAGGUGCUUUAUUGAGUGUGGAUGAAGCUUUAAUGUGUUCUUUUGAAAUCUUGAAACCAGUUGAAAACAAACCAGUUGAAAAUAAGCCAGUUGAAAACAAACCAGCUGAAAACAAGCCAGUUGAAAACAAACCAAUUGAAAGCAAUCUAGCAUCAUGCAGUUCUAAUACAUCAGGAUUGACUCUUAAGAAGGUUCUCCUAUCAACGGGUUCUCCUGAUUUUCGCUGAGCAGCUCCCAAAAAGUCGAAAGGUUUGACAUGUGACAUUUGGUGGCCUUUGAAGAUUUGAUUCAUUAAUCCAAAGGGAUGUUUCUUGGGACCUUGGUUUUGUUGUAGUUUGAUUUUUUUUUUUUUUUUUUUUGUUCCUUUGAUGCUUUUCGUCUGUAUCAGCAUCAAUAAAAAACUCAUGAAAUUAAAGCAUGUCAAUGAUUCAAGCCUGCAUAAGAGCAGUAUUGUAGUACACCAUCUGUAAAUUAACAGGGCACAAUAGCCUCUGUACAGGAACUGAGAGGGGCAUCAUAGUUUAUUUCAGAAGGCCUUUCCUAAAUCAAAGGAUGUGUCAUUGUAGUUGUCUGCAGCUUAUACUAGUCUUCAAAGUGGUUGACUAAAAUAUGCUCAGAAAUCGACAAGUCCAUGAUAUGUAUUGUAUAAGGUUCUGAAAAUUCAAGUAAUGAAGGGAUGGUUAUAGUUAAAAAUCCACUUCAUACUAAAUUUCUGCAUAUUAUAGUGGA